Messenger RNA from Parathielavia appendiculata, 1989 nucleotides. RefSeq lists its product as uncharacterized. The transcript has 3 exons. The record is from RefSeq and is a predicted model, not a curated record. The coding region runs from base 1 to 1989 and encodes 662 amino acids. Gene Ontology annotation, biological process: regulation of transcription by RNA polymerase II. Gene Ontology annotation, cellular component: nucleus. Lineage: Eukaryota; Fungi; Ascomycota; Sordariomycetes; Sordariales; Chaetomiaceae. Gene Ontology annotation, molecular function: DNA-binding transcription factor activity, RNA polymerase II-specific; RNA polymerase II transcription regulatory region sequence-specific DNA binding; protein binding.
AUGGCCGCAAUCCCUAUCCAGGCGUCGUCUCGCGGCUACGGGGGAAGAGACACAACCACCAGCCCUCUUCCCCCCAUAUCAAUAGGCCGCGGCGAAGAAAUAUCUAGAGGCUUUGGGCCGUCAAGCCGUGCCAUCCCCUUCCCCGACAACCUCUCACCCUCGGCCGCCUCGAAUCCCAUGGCGAUACGUGGCAUGAAUUAUAACGACGUGCCUCCGCCGUUGCCUCCACCUCGGCUGGUACCCAUUAACGGCCCUGUCGAUCCGAAUCUGCAGUUCAAGGAGAGCAUGCGCCGGGACGAUUAUGGGAGCCCAGACACCGACUCGUUUGGCCAUAGCUUCAAGCAACGCGACCUACCUUUCAGGGGUGACUUUUCCGAUGACGGGUACCACAGCCUUGAGAGCUUGAGGUCUUCGGGCUUCCCUUCGCCCUUUGGCAAACGCACAAUGAAUAACUACCGCCCCAAUGGCGACUCGAUCGACCACUCGAUGCUCGACAGGCUGAACCGGCCCGCGCGACGCUCAGGCCUCAGCGCCUCGGUCAACGACGUCCCCGGCCCCCGUCCCCAUCACUCGCACCUGACGACGCUCUCUCUCCCGCACCGAACCCGCCAGCCAUUCCUCGGCUCGGACGUCACCAGGUCACCGGGUACCAUGUCGGCUAAGCCCCCGAUCCCCGCGCCUUUGGGCCGACAUGGGCGGGGCUCGUUCGAUCGCCGUUCGCCCUUGGAGACCGACGUUAGUGACUAUGAUUGCUCCCCGCUUGCACGCGCUCACCACAGGAUCUUGGGGGCGCCGCUGCCGGAAGACGGCGUACCGUCGGGAUAUGGCGGUUUUGAGGCCCGCGAAGACGACACGGAUUUUCCGAUGGAGGAGACCUCGCGCAUGCGCAGCCUGGCCAUUGAAGAUCAGUGGAGGGAUAGGGACUGGGACAGGGAGCGGGAGCGGGACCGGGACAGAGACAGAGAGAGGGAGCGAGAUUGCUACCAGCCCGGGCAGAAACGCCGGGCCUCGUCACCGCCAAGUGAUGACGCUGCUCUCGCGAAUGACUUGUUGCGGAGGAGGGAUGGUGGCUUGAUGUCAAGGGGCUCGCCAACGCCCAGACUUCUUGUGAUUCCCCAGAACUCGGUGUCGAGCAUAUCGUCGGUGAGCCGAAGCGGGAGCUUUGCAAGCAACCUCACGGCGAGUAGUAUCACGAGCUUGGGCUCGUUUGGGCGCCGCUCGCCGAAUGGUCUCUCCCCGGGCGGUCUUUCACCGACGGAUCCCAUGAGCUGCAGCAGCCCCUACCCGCCGCCCAGUCUAUCCGCCUCUCCGCGGCCCUCGAAUGGCCGGUCCGCGGGCGCACCGUUACCACACAACCGGACACCCAGCGAGCAGCAGUCGAUGCCGGCGCAGGUUACGCGCACGAUGGCGUCGCCGCGCAAGCUAGCCGAGAUUCCCAAGAGCCACAGCAGCCUGGCCACCAAGCUCAAGGGGCCUUACAUGUGCGAGUGUUGUCCGAAGAAGCCCAAGAAGUUCGAGACGGAGGAAGAACUGAGAGCCCACGAGGCCGAGAAGCAGUACGAGUGCUCGUUCUGCGGCAACCGCUUCAAGAACAAGAACGAGGCCGAGAGACACCAGAACUCGCUCCACGUCCGGCGGCACAGCUGGUCAUGUUCGGCCUUGACGGGCUAUGAGCGGGCCUUCCACGACAGCUCCGCGAGGCCCGGCGAGGCUGACGUCUGCGGAUACUGCGGCGAAGAGUACCCAAGGACCGGGCCAAGCCAGGGCGGGACGGCAGCCACCGUGAGCGACCAGGAUUUGGAGGACCGCAUCCGGCAUCUCCAGGACGUGCACAAGUUCCGCGAGUGCAACUCGAGCAAGAAGUUCUACCGCGCCGACCACUUCCGUCAGCAUCUCAAGCACAGUCACGCCGGAACCAGCGGCAAAUGGACCAAUAUGCUCGAGAACGCCUGCAUGUUGGAGGAGGACCCCCCCAUCCCGACGCGAUGA